AUGAAACGCACGUUGUGUAGUCCUUACCUGGCGCUUCAAAAGAUGUUGGUAAACGUAAAGCACCUGGUAACAGAUCCUACAACGAGGCAAUUGAUCCUGUUACAGGUCAAGCAGCAGGAAUAACAACACCCUACACAGCUAAAGAUGCUGCCGAGCUCAUGGCGAAACAUCCAAUUCAAACCCAACUGAAGGAAGAGGAAGAGGAAGAGGAAAUUUAGUGUUUCCUAUAUCACAUGUAAUCAUUAAAAUGGGAAGCGCCUAAUUAAGUUAUAAAGAAAAAAAAAUCUGGUCGUAAACAACAAUUGGCCAUUCGAUCAGAGAUGGACAGCUGCAAUUGAAACAUUUCGUGAUCAGUUAGGUGGAAUGUUAAAAUACAAGUCCAGUUAGAGUGUUCAAAUAAAGGAGAGCGCAUCCACGGCAGUCAAACUCAUUAUUGUCGAGAGGAAAGGGAAGGGAUUACAUAUAGCAAACAUUUUCAAAGAUGGAACUGUUGCUGGUACAAUUUGUGUGGCUACGUUAAUUUCUGGUGAACACUGAAUUAACAAACUGUUUCGUUCAUUGACCCGGAGUUUAAAAGACCUGAUAUACAAAUUUAGUCACAAACACUUCAAGCAAUACACAACCUCCUUAGGUUCCAUUUUGAGUCCACAUGAGGAAUCGAACCUCAAACCUCCGGAUUCCGCGCUCCAAUGUAAUACCACUGAGCCAAACAGACUCUACGGUGAGCGAGGUCUAUUACGAAGUUCAUAUAAUACGCGUCCUGGAUACUGCUAGGAUCGGUAAUGUCGAUAGCGUCAUGUUUGUAAAUAGAAUAAGACAGAUAGUAAGUUUUCAGCUCGGUAAGGGGUUUUUUUCUUUGUCCCAUGCUGGUGACAAGACGAAAAACAUCUUUAACUAACUUAUAUGUAGUUUAAAUGUUUCUUCUUAUAACCUUUUUAUCACUAUUUUCUUUACGUUUUGACUAUUAAACUUUUAAUAACCAACGGUCCACACCAUCUGUUGCCUAUAAGGAUCCGCUGAUUCGUCUUCAAGUUUAAACAAAGCUUCUAUUACCAUUAUCACAGUUUUCAUCCUUGUAAUCAUUAUUAGUAUCAUCAUCAUCACUGUGACUAUCAUCAUUAUCAUCAUCAUAAUGAGCAUAGACUUGGACUCGAAAAAAAGAACUUAUCUUCGAUAUUUUAGGCCUAGGCUCUCUCGCGACUAUUCUCUGUCUGGCUGUUUUAUAAAUGUUCUUAAUAGUAAACAUUUAGCGAAAUGUGCCCGAAAUUCCCCUUGGUUGUACGAUGCAAUACGUGAUGUAAAUAAAAUAUGCAAAUCGAAAUCCAAGACGAAACCCCGCGGAAAACGUCAGCACCCCGCUGGAGGCCUUUCCGAUUAUGACACCUUUCGCUCUACGGUACAGGUUCCAUUGUUCUUUCAGCCGUAUCUCGCGUUCUUUUAAAGAUUUAUUCAUUUUCUCGACAAAUUAAACUUAACUGCUUUCCUCAACUAAAGAGAAUGAAAACCAAAUUAUACGAAAAUUUGACCAGAUUUUGUCGACAAUAACCUAAAAUGAAUUUUGUUUCAACCUCUGAGCUGCCCACAUGCAAAUAUCCCUGUGACCUAUGACUUCUAAAUGAAGCUCAGAUCCAGCAUAAAAACCAAACAAAUCUCAUCACAGUUUACAGACUCUAACAGACAAAGCAUCCUGAAGAAAUCGACUCCAUUCGGUAAGUAGAUAGCAACGCUACAUACUUGAAUAACGGCGCUCUCGUCUUAAGUUCCAUUUGGUUGUACAAUGCGAUACGCGAUGUAAAUAAGAUAUACAAAUCGAGAUCCCAGACGAAACCCCGCGGAAAACGUCAACACCCUGCUGGAGGCCUUUCCCAUCAUGACACCUUUCGCUCUACAGUACCAGUUCCCUUGUUCUUUCAGCCGUAUAUCGCGUUCUUUUAAAGAUUUUCUCAUUUUUUCGAUACAUUAAACUUAACUGCUUUCCCCGAUUAAACAACAAUCGAAAUUUUGAAAAGUUUGACCCUAUUUUGUCUGCAAUAACACAAAAAGAUUUUUCUUUCAACCCAUGAGCUGCCUACAUGCAAAUAUUCCUGUGACCUGUGCCUUCUUAAUGAAGCUCAGCUCUAGCAUAAAAGCCAAACGCAUCUCAUCGUAUGCAAAGUUUUCAGACUCUAACAGACAGAGCGUCCUGGAGGAAUCCACUCCAAUCGAUAGAUAGAUAGCAACGCUACAUACUUGAAUAACGGCGCCCUUGUCUUAAGUUUUACCAGCUUUACAGUGAUUCACUAAGAAAAAAUACUAUACAUCAGGGGCUCCUCUAUACAUGAAGUAUUUCGAAAAGCCAGCCUGAGUAGGUAGUAUAACAAUAUAUAUUCGGCUUAUCUCAAAUACUUAAAAAGGAAAAAGUAUACGUUGUUUUAAAUACAUGUAGGUUUGAGUGCUCUAUUCAAAGUUGUAAUUCUUGGAGUGUUACCUCCGAUGAAGCAACACUGAUUCAAACUGAACACCACGUUUGUAAGGUGUUUCCUUUCCAAAUUUACGUCCAAAUUAAAGUCAAAGAAAGUGCAAUGGCAGACUAUUAGGGUUUACAAGUUGAUAAGGGUUAAUCGAGAUCCCAGACGAAACCCCGCGGAAAACGUCAACACCCUGCUGAAGGCCUUUCCGAUAGUGACACCUUUCGCUCUACGGUACAGGUUGCCUCGUUCCUACAGUCAUAUUUGGCGCUCUUUUAAAGAUUUUGUCAUUUUUUCGACAAAUUAAACUUAAUUGCUUUCUCCGACUAAAGAGCAAGAACACCAAAUUUUAAAAGAAUUCGACCAGAUUUUGUCGACAAUAACCUAAAAAGAGUUUUCUUUCAACCUCUGAGCUGCCCACAUGCAAAUAUUCCUGUGACCUAUGACUUCUUAAUGAGGCUCAGUUCUAUCAUGAAAGCCAAAGGCAUCUCGUCACAUCGUCACAUGCAAAGUUCACAGAAUCGAACAGGAAGAGCGUUCUGGAGGAAUCGACUCCAUUCAGUAGGUAGAUAUCAACGCUACAAACUUGAAUAACAUCGCUCUCGUCAUAAGUUCCAUUUGGGUUUACGAUACAAUUCGCGAUGUAAAUAAAAUACGCAAAUCGAGAUCCCAGACGAAACCCCGCGGAAAACGUCAACACCCUGCUGGAGGCCUUUCCGAUAAUGACACCUUUUGCUCUACGAUACAGGUUGCCUUGUUCUUUCAGCCAUAUAUCGCGUUCUUUUAAAGAUUUUGCCAUUUUUUGAACAAAUUAAACUUAACUGCUUUCUCCGACUAUAUGACAAAAAGAUCGAAGUUUUGACAAGUUUGACCAGAUUUUGUCGACAAUAACCUAAAAAGAAUUUUCUUUCAACCUCUGAGCUGCCUACAUGCAAAUAUUCCUAUGACCUAAGACUUCUAAAUGAAGCUCAGUUCUAGCAUAAAAGCCAGACGCAUCUCACCAGAUGCAAAGUUUACAGAAUCUAAUAGCCAGAGCGCCCUAGUGAAAAAGACUCCAUUCGGUAAGUAGAUAGCAACGUUACAUACUUGAAUAACGGCGCUCUUGUCUUAAGUUCUACGGCUUUACAAUAAUUCACAAAGAAAAAAUAAUAUACAUCAGGGGCACCUGUAUACAUGUAGUAUUUCGAAAAGCCAGCCUGAGUAGGUAGUAUAACAAUACAGUUGGCUUAACACAACUACUUAAAAAAGAAAGUUAUUUACGUUGUUUUAAAUACAUGCAAGUUUGAGUGUUCCAUUCAAAAUUGUAAUUCUUGGAGUGUGACUUCUGAUGAAGCAAUACUGAUUCAAACUGAACAUCACGUUUAAAAGGUGUUUCCUUUCCAAAUUUAAGUCCAAGUUUAAGUCAAAGAAAGUGCAAUGGCAGAUUAUUAAGGAUUAAAAAAUGAUGGUAUUACCAUAUAAUCGCUACUUGUUUCUGCUCAUUUAAGCAUUUUCACUUUUGCGUCCGAGUUUCCGGUGGGUUUUAGGAUUCGCUGCAGUCAGAUAUCAUGUCACAAGUAAACUAAAUCAGAGCCGAGCUCGUGGAGUUUCACUCGUUGUCCGUACUUUUCAUUUUACGUACAAUAAGUAAGCUGUUAACCCUUUAACUCCCAAGAUCAAAUCGUUAAUUCUCUCUCAUGGCUGCUACACGUUUCCUUGUAAAUAAGUUACGAGAGUUUUGGUGUUAGAUCAAGAUUAAAACUUCUACGUGAAACGUUUAAGAUUUCUCAUUACCUGUUUCCUGAAUAUUGUAUGGAUAUUACUUUAGGGUUUAAAGGGUUAAGGGAGGAUCGUCACUUGUAAUUUGACAUUCAGUCAACUGGCCAGUUGUCGACUAACUUUUUGUGUGAUAGUGAACGGGUAUCCAUCAACAGCCUACCGGCUCUUCGUGAUAAAAGGUGAAAAUAUCAAUAUGCCCAAUUCUCGACACAGUUGAUAUAAUAAAAAUGUUAGUCAGAAAAGGUCCUCGCCCUAGUCUCCCAACCAUUUUGGCUACUCUGAAUCGCUCCUGUAAUUUUCAACCUUUCGUUAUCAAUUCCCUAUUUCUAUAUGCCCGCAAAACUAGAACCUCAAAUACACGGUCUAUUUUCAAAUCGAUGCCGAUAUUUUCACACAGUAACCUAAAACGCUCAGUAAUGUAACCUGGUUUGAUUCGGUGGUUUGACACACUGCUGGAUAUAGAACCAGUAGAGGUAUAACGCCUUAAAGGUUUGGCAUUAAAGAGUUCUGGGAAGUAUGAUUAACUCUUAAGCAAUUACUGUUAAAAUCAAUGUUAUCAUUAUUACGAGUAUCACUGCCAAACUAACUACUCUAUAAGGAAGUGCAUAUGAAAACAAAAUGCUUUUUAGUUAAUUAAUUUAAACCUGUCUUUGUUUCACAGAUUUCGUGCCUUAUCACAAGCAUCAAGGUAGAGACACUCUUUAUGCAGGAAAUCAUGUUUGUCUCCCUGCUACUGUUGCUUUGCGUGACCCUCGCAAUUCCUGAAGCCAGUCAAGCUACCGAUAGUGAAUCAGAGGGACUCGGAAAGGUUGUUUACCUUCCGAAGAUAAACUUAUUGGCCGACUUUCAUGAAAAAGAGAAUCGCAUCUUUGAACCUCUACCAUCAGAAUGCUUCACCAAGAAACCCUUGAAGUCCUCAAGCAGCAAAUUCGAUUACUAUAAAAGUACCAAGGAAUUGUAUAAGUCACUGGCCACCGAGUCAAGCCUGAGCGCCUCGUUAACCUCGACGUUUACUUUGAGCGCUACUGUAUCAGUGGCAACAAAGAGCAAAAGCUCAUUGAAAACAGAAGUGAGUGGCAUAUCUUUGAUCAAGGAGGCGUUGACAGAAAAGAUUUACGUCGAUAAAGAAUGCCUUGUGAAUGCCAAAAAAUCCACCCUCGAUGGAGGUUUUCUGGACUAUUUAGAAAACCUGCCAUUAAGAAUUGAAAAGCCUUGGUUUCACAAUUCUUGGAGAGCAUAUCGUACUUUCCUAGAUAAAUAUGGCUCCCAUGUCAUAACAUCUAUGAAGCGCGGAUCAAGGUUCCAGCAAAUGGUCUUCGCAGAGAGCUCUCAAUCGUAUAGCGAAAGAGAUUUCCAGGUGAAAGCAUGUGUCUCGGCUGCAGGUCCCACGUCUGUUGGAAAGCUUGGCGUUUCUGCUUGUUCUAAAAUAGGCAGCAAUGAAAUGUCAAAGGCAAGCAAGAUGAGUGUUAGCGAGACACGGUUCGUCAGGGGAGGACUAAGGGCAACAAAUAGCGAGCUGGCAAAUGGAGAAACGUCAGCUGAACUGAUUAUAAAACUUAUGAAUGAAGCUGAUGAGGCACCUUCGCCUGUCCAGCAUACCUUCAUGCCGAUUUCGCGCAUAUUACAAAGCCGCUUUAAACCAGGAUCUAAGAAUUACAUCCGAGCAACAAACCUCGAGUACUACUACAACGGUUACUUAAAUUACGGUUGUACCUACAAGUCACUCAAUGGUGUCGAACUUCAAAAAUUCGACUAUGCCAAAGGAUCAAAGGAAGAAUAUCCAGAAUUCGAAUGUUCUAUCCCAAAGGAAGGUUGUCAUAGCGACAAUGACUGUUACUACAUGGUUGGUGUCUGGUGCAAUUGCGGGGGAAGAACAUGCGUUCGUCACAAGUCGGAGAAACAAAUCCUAGGUAGUUCCAAGGAAACUGCAUAUAUGAACACGGCAACAUGGGACUGGAAAGGAUGCGAUUGGAAAGUCUGGGGGUCGGUAUGUGCUUGCUACAACAAAGAUCGCAAUGAAAGGCAGACUGUGUGGUCCUUAGCUACCAGUUCCAAAGAUGCUGGUAAACAUAAAGCACCUGGCAACACAACCUACGACGAGGCAGUUGAUUCUGUUACAGGUCAAGCGGAAAGAAUGGCAACACCUAACACAGCCGAAGAUGCUGCCGAGCACAUGGCGAAACAUCCAAUUGAAACCCAACUGAAGGAAGAGGAAGAGGAAAUUUAAUGUCUCUUAUAUCACAUGUAAUCACUUAAAUGGGAAGCGCCUAAUUAAGUUAUAGAGAAAAAAAAUCUGGUCUUAAACAACAGUUGGCCAUCCGAUCAGGGAUGGACAGCUGCAAUUGAAACAUUUCGCGAUCAGUUAGGUGGAAUGUUAAAAUACAAGUCCAGUUAGAGUGUUCAAAUAAAGGAGAGCGCAUCCACGGCAGUCAAACUCAUUAUUGUCGAGGGAAGGGAAGGGAUUACAUAUAGUAAACAUUUUCAAAAAUAGAACUGUUGCUGAUACAAUUUCUGUGGCUAUGUUAAUUUCUGGUGAACACUGAAUUAACAAACUGUUUCGUUCAUUGACCCCGAAGUUAAAAAGACAUGAUAUACAAAUUUAGUCACAAUCGCCUCAAGCGAUACACAAUUUUCGUUUCCAUUCAUGACUUUAGCUGGGGUGAAAUAGUAUAGCGAAAUAGAGAACAAGCAACGAGCAGGGGUGUAGUGCUAGCUAACCAUUAAGAAAAAAGCGCAGGGCGGAACAACUUGUGUGUGGGGACCAUAACAGCUAAAGCCAGUGAGAGUUGCGCGUUUAAAAUUGUUAGAGGACAUUUCGGCCGUCAGUAAUUUUCCUCGAUUUUACACGUUUCUCAGCAG
Molecule: messenger RNA, 7064 nt
Organism: Pocillopora meandrina
Lineage: Eukaryota; Metazoa; Cnidaria; Anthozoa; Scleractinia; Pocilloporidae
Source: the annotation of a GenBank genome assembly